Ochotona curzoniae (black-lipped pika) is the source of this 945-nucleotide messenger RNA. Its product is annotated as myosin regulatory light chain 12B. The transcript has 4 exons. Gene Ontology annotation, molecular function: calcium ion binding. The record is from RefSeq and is a predicted model, not a curated record. Gene Ontology annotation, cellular component: stress fiber; cytoplasm; myofibril. The coding region runs from base 107 to 625 and encodes 172 amino acids. Lineage: Eukaryota; Metazoa; Chordata; Mammalia; Lagomorpha; Ochotonidae.
GGAAGUGCCGGCGCCGCCACGGACCGGCCACAGCCCCGCACUCGGUCGCCGUCUCGCCCUGGGCAUCCCCGCUCUGAGUGUCUGGCACCAGAAAUAAACAGCCACCAUGUCGAGCAAAAAGGCCAAGACCAAGACCACCAAGAAGCGCCCUCAGCGCGCCACGUCCAAUGUGUUCGCCAUGUUUGACCAGUCACAGAUCCAGGAGUUCAAAGAGGCCUUCAACAUGAUCGACCAGAAUCGAGAUGGCUUCAUCGACAAGGAGGACCUGCACGAUAUGCUUGCCUCGCUGGGGAAGAACCCCACCGACGCCUACCUGGAUGCCAUGAUGAACGAGGCGCCGGGCCCCAUCAACUUCACCAUGUUCCUCACCAUGUUUGGGGAGAAGCUGAACGGCACAGACCCCGAGGACGUCAUCCGCAACGCCUUCGCCUGCUUCGAUGAAGAAGCCACAGGCACCAUUCAGGAGGAUUACCUGCGAGAGCUGCUGACAACCAUGGGAGACCGGUUUACAGACGAGGAAGUGGACGAGCUCUACAGAGAAGCUCCUAUCGACAAGAAGGGCAAUUUCAAUUACAUCGAGUUCACGCGCAUCCUGAAACACGGGGCCAAGGACAAGGACGACUGAGAGCUUCAGUCCACAUCUUCUCUUCCACUCUGAUACUCCCCUCACCCUCAUAGAGCCUGUUGCAUGCAACUUAGUUUCACAGCUUUGCCCCCUUUUUGAUGUAUUUAUUCCAGACCUUUCUGCCACUUAUUAGCACAUGUAUAAUCAGACUGGAAAUGGGGACAAGGCUGUAAAUUGUAUCAAAAAAGAGAUUGCGAAUAAAAAUCGGCAAAUGUGAAAGCCCAGGAAAUAUAUCCGUAUUUCUGGUUUUGCUGGAUUUUUACCUUUUUACAUAAUAAAAAUGCUAUUUUGAAAUAAAGACGAUGCUGACUCAAAUGAAA